This is a messenger RNA of Octodon degus (degu), 7152 nucleotides long. It is a transcript of the gene Lamc1, whose product is annotated as laminin subunit gamma 1. Gene Ontology annotation, molecular function: extracellular matrix structural constituent. The transcript has 26 exons. The annotation marks the transcript as partial. The record is from RefSeq and is a predicted model, not a curated record. Gene Ontology annotation, cellular component: basement membrane. Lineage: Eukaryota; Metazoa; Chordata; Mammalia; Rodentia; Octodontidae. Gene Ontology annotation, biological process: axon guidance.
CCGGUGCUGGUCGUGCUCGCGGUCGCCGCGGCGGGCUGUGCCCAGGCGGCCAUGGACGAGUGCACGGACGCGGGCGGGCGGCCCCUGCGCUGCAUGCCAGAGUUCGUCAACGCCGCCUUCAACGUGACCGUGGUGGCCACCAACACGUGUGGGACUCCGCCCGAGGAAUACUGUGUGCAGACCGGGGUGACCGGGGUGACCAAGUCCUGUCACCUGUGCGACGCCGGGCAGCCCCACCUGCAGCACGGGGCAGCCUUCCUGACCGACUACAACACCCAAGCCGACACCACCUGGUGGCAAAGCCAGACCAUGCUGUCCGGGGUGCAGUACCCCAGCUCCAUCAACCUCACGCUGCACCUGGGAAAGGCAUUUGACAUCACCUACGUGCGCCUGAAGUUCCACACCAGCCGCCCGGAGAGCUUCGCCAUCUACAAGCGCACCCGCGAGGAUGGGCCCUGGAUACCUUACCAGUACUACAGCGGCUCCUGCGAGAACACCUACUCCAAGGCCAACCGCGGCUUCAUCAGGACUGGAGAGGAGGAGCAGCAGGCCUUGUGCACUGAUGAGUUCAGCGACAUCUCUCCCCUCACUGGGGGCAAUGUGGCUUUCUCAACCCUGGAAGGCAGGCCCAGCGCCUACAACUUUGACUACAGCCCUGUGCUGCAGGAAUGGGUAACGGCCACUGACAUCCGAGUAACUCUAAAUCGCCUGAACACUUUUGGAGAUGAAGUGUUUAAUGACCCCAAAGUCCUCAAGUCCUAUUAUUAUGCAAUCUCUGACUUUGCUGUAGGUGGCAGGUGUAAGUGCAACGGACAUGCUAGCGAGUGUGUGAAGAAUGAAUUUGGCAAGCUGGUAUGUGACUGCAAACACAACACGUACGGAGUAGACUGUGAGAAGUGCCUUCCUUUCUUCAAUGACCGGCCAUGGAGGAGGGCAACUGCUGAAAGUCCCAGCGAGUGCUUGCCCUGUGACUGCAAUGGCCGAUCACAGGAGUGCUACUUUGACCCUGAGCUGUACCGUUCCACUGGCCAUGGUGGCCACUGUACCAACUGCCGGGAGAACACGGAUGGUGCGAACUGUGAGAGGUGCCGGGAGAAUUUCUUCCGCCUUGGGAACCAAGGAGCCUGCUCUCCAUGCCACUGUAGUCCCGUUGGUUGCACACCCUGCUUCUGCUUUGGACAUUCUUCUGUCUGUACGAAUGCAGUUGGCUACCGUGCUUAUGAUAUAACCUCUGCCUUUCAGAUUGAUGAGGAUGGGUGGCGUGUGGAGCAGAGAGACGGCUCUGAGACAUCUCUGGAGUGGUCCUCUGAGAGGCAAGAUAUCUCCGUGAUCUCCGAUAGCUACUUCCCGAGGUACUUCGUUGCCCCUGCCAAGUUCUUGGGCAACCAGGUAUUGAGUUACGGGCAGAACCUGUCCUUCUCCUUUCGUGUGGACAGACAGGACACGCGCCUCUCGGCGGAAGACCUCGUGCUGGAGGGAGCAGGCUUGAGAGUAUCCGUGCCCUUGAUCGCGCAGGGCAACCCCUACCCCAGCGAAACCCCAGUGAAGUAUGUCUUCAGGCUCCACGAAGCAACAGACUACCCCUGGAGGCCUGCUCUUACUCCUUUCGAGUUUCAGAAGCUCCUAAACAACUUGACUUCUAUCAAGAUCCGGGGGACCUACAGCGAGAGAAUUGCUGGCUACCUUGAUGAUGUCACCCUGGCGAGUGCUCGUCCUGGUCCUGGGGUCCCUGCCACCUGGGUGGAGUCCUGCACCUGCCCAGUGGGCUAUGGAGGGCAGUUUUGUGAGGUGUGCCUCCCGGGCUACAGAAGAGAAACUCCAAGUCUUGGGCCAUACAGUCCUUGUGUGCUGUGUACCUGCAACGGCCACAGUGAGACCUGUGACCCUGAAACAGGCGUGUGUAACUGCAGAGACAACACUGCCGGUCCCCACUGCGAGCGGUGCGGUGACGGCUACUACGGAGACUCAACGGCUGGCACCUCCUCUGACUGCCAGCCAUGCCCAUGCCCUGGGGGCUCAAGUUGUGCCGUUGUCCCCAAGACAAAGGAGGUGGUGUGCACCAACUGUCCGGUUGGCACCACUGGUAAGAGAUGUGAGCUCUGUGAUGAUGGCUACUUUGGCGACCCCCAGGGUAGCAGUGGCCCUGUGAGGCUGUGCCGCCCAUGCCAGUGCAGUGACAACAUCGACCCCAAUGCAGUGGGGAACUGCCACCGCCUGACGGGCGAGUGCCUCAAGUGCAUCCAUAACACUGCUGGCUUCUACUGCGAUCGCUGCAAGGAUGGAUUUUUUGGAAAUCCCUUGGCUCCUAAUCCACCAGACAAAUGCAGAGCCUGCGCUUGUAACCCGUACGGGACGGUAAAUCAGCAGAGGAGCUGCAACCCCGUGACCGGGCAGUGCGAGUGCCUGCCUCACGUGUCGGGCCGGGACUGCGGCACCUGUGACCCGGGCUUCUACAACCUGCACAGUGGGCGAGGCUGUGAGAGGUGUGACUGCCAUGCUUUGGGUUCCACCAACGGGCAGUGUGACAUCCGUAGCGGCCAGUGUGAAUGCCAGCCUGGCAUCACUGGGCAGCACUGUGAACGCUGUGAGGUCAACCACUUCGGAUUUGGACCUGAAGGCUGCAAACCUUGUGACUGUCAUCCCGAGGGGUCUCUUUCACUCCAGUGCAAAGACAGUGGUCGUUGUGAGUGCAGAGAAGGCUUUGUGGGAAACCGUUGUGACCAGUGCGAAGAAAACUAUUUCUACAAUCGGUCUUGGCCUGGCUGUCAGGAGUGUCCGGCGUGUUACCGACUGGUAAAGGAGAAGGUUCAUACAUUUAUGAUCAAAUCUGGUAUGGACUGGAAUAUCAGCCUUUCCUUUAUCAGACAUUCCUCACGUCUCUUUGGCCGCCACCUGGUAGCUCUGGGGGUGUACAAUGUAGACCAAAAUUUGAUGAGUCGACUUCAGAGAGUAAAUAAUACCCUGCACAGCCAGAUUAGCCGCUUGCAGAAUAUCCGGAAUACCAUCGGCGAGACCGGGAGCUUGGCCGAGCAGGCGCGGGCCCGUGUAGAGAGCACAGAGCAGCUGAUUGAAAUCGCUUCCAGAGAACUUGAGAAAGCCAGAGUCGCUGUUGCCAAUGUGUCAAUCACACAACCAGAGUCAACCGGGGACCCAAACAACAUGACUCUCUUGGCGGAGGAGGCCCGAAAGCUUGCUGAGCGCCAUAAACAAGAAGCUGAUGACAUUGUACGGGUGGCAAAGACCGCCAACGACACAUCAACAGAGGCAUAUGAUCUUCUUUUGAGGACUCUGGCAGGAGAAAAUCAGACAGCACUUGAGAUUGAAGAGCUGAACAGGAAGUAUGAACAAGCAAAGAAUAUCUCAGAGGAUCUAGAACAGCAAGCUGCCCGCGUCCAUGAGGAGGCCAAGCGGGCUGGUGACAAGGCUGUGGAGAUCUAUGCCAGCGUGGCUCAGCUGGCCCCUGUGGACUCAGAGGCACUGGAGAAUGAAGCAAACAAAAUAAAGAAAGAAGCUGCAGAUCUGGAUCGUCUGAUUGAUCAGAAGUUAAAGGAUUAUGAGGACCUCAGGGAAGACAUGAGUGGGAAGGAACUGGAAGUGAAGAAACUUCUAGAGAGUGGCAAAGUUGAACAGCAGACUGCUGACCAGCUCCUGGCCCGUGCGGAUGCUGCCAAGGCUCUUGCUGAGGAAGCUGCUAAAAAGGGACGAAAUACCUUACAAGAAGCCAAUGACAUUCUCAACAACCUGAAAGAUUUCGAUAGGCGCGUGAAUGAUAAUAAGACCGCUGCGGAGGAAGCGCUGAAGAGGAUCCCCGCCAUCAUCCAGACCAUUGCUGAAGCCGAGGAGAAGACGCAGGAGGCGCGGCUGGCGCUGGGCAGCGCUGCAGCCGACGCCACGGAGGCCCAGAGCAAGGCCCACGAGGCGGGCCGGAUCGCGAGCGCCGUCCAGCAGAACGCUACCAGCACCAAGGCCGAGGCGGAGCAGACCUUUGCGGAGGUGACCGAUCUGGAUAAUGAGGUGAACAGUAUGGUGCGGCAGCUGCAGGAAGCAGAGGGCGAGCUGAGGAGAAAGCAGGGCGACGCAGACCAGGACAUGAUGAUGGCGGGCAUGGCCUCUCAGGCUGCUCAGGAAGCAGAGAUCAAUGCCAGAAAGGCCAAGAACUCCGUCAACAGCCUCCUUAGCAUGAUUAAUGACCUUUUAGAACAGCUGGGGCAGCUGGACACAGUGGACCUGAACAAGAUCAACGAGAUUGAGGGAACCCUGAGCAAAGCCAAAGAUGAAAUGAAGGUCAGUGAUCUGGAUAGGAAAGUGUCGGACCUGGAAAAUGAAGCCAAGAAGCAGGAAGCUGCCAUUCUGGACUACAACCGAGAUAUCGCGGAGAUCCUAAAGGACAUACGCAACCUGGAGGACAUCAAGAAGACCUUACCGUCCGGCUGUUUCAACACGCCGUCCAUCGAGAAGCCCUAGCCUUGGGAGAGCCGGAGGCAGCAUCCCCUGACAGGGGGGCACUUGGAAGGCCACGAGUGCCUUGACACAAAGAUGACAUUUUUCAGACCCCCACUUCUCUGCUGCUCUCCAUCACUAUCACUGUCCUUUUGAACUAGGAAAAGUCACAGAGUUUAAAGAGAAGCAAGUUACACAUCCUGAACCGGGAACAAAGGGUUUUAUCUAUAAUAAAGUCUCUCUUCCACUCAUGUUGCUACCUUACCCACACCUUCCCACCUGACUCGCGUGAGGACGUGGCUCCAGGAGCCUGUGCGUUCCAGGGCUGUGCAGGCCGCCCGCCCCUCUCGCCUCGACACCAGCAGAACUUCCUCAGUCUCAGUACCCUGUUUCUAUGAAGGAAAAGUUUGGCUACUAAUCAUAGCAUUGCAGUGGCCAGUAUACCCAGCCCAUGGAUAAAGAAAAUGUGUCUGCAUCUUCUGCCCCCCUUCCUUUUAAGCAAAAGGAAGUAAGCACCCUGUGCCAAAGGUAUUGGUCAUUAGAACGUCAUAGCCAGCCGUCAGUCGUGCUAGCUUUUCAAGUUUGGCACACUGAGCCAUCCAUGGGUAAGCAUGCAGCAUAUGUGAGCAUCUCCAGGAGACCCUGGCGGGAGUCGCCGGAAGGGUGUCUCCUGUGUUAAUUGACUAGGAAGAUGAACUUUUUUCAGAUCUUGGGCAGCUGACAAUUUAAAUCUGGAUGGGCAGCUUACAUUCACCACUAGACCAGUAGACAUCUUUUACUAUUCUGACAAAUGGAGGUUACACAGGAGAAACAACAGGGAUAUGAUAACCACUGAAGUUUUUUCCAACAUCAAAAUAAUUCUUAGCUGUUCUUGUUUUUUUUUAAGUAUAUUAGUCUUGGAACUAGUGUUAAAAUAUCUGUGAGAGAACAGUUGUUCCCUAAGAUCUGGACAAACAAAAACAAAUGUUGUCCCAGGCUUUUCUAACGAUGGGAUCAAACAGAUGCAAGUUGUAGUGUUAGGAUCUCCUAUGAGCUUUUUCCCCUUCUAUGGGAGAGAAAGAAAUGUUUGACCUUAGCUCCAGCUUUCUUCUGAUGUUUCCAUCUUCUGAAAUUCCUCACACGUUGUUUGCCAAGUCCUGGUGGCAGACGCUUGCGCUCAGUAUUUCACACAGCUGCCGACACCAUCUAGUCCCUGCACUUUGUGAAUCACCCACGCUGACCCUUCCUCCACUCAGAGAAGAACCUUAUGUGGAGUUUCCUAGUGGGCUUCUCAACCUUUAGUCCUCAGCUCUGUGGUGUUCUUGGAAGACCACAGUGUGACAGAUCCCUGCCACACACCCGCUUUCCGCCUACCAACCUGCCUUGACAUUCAUAUAUAGCCUUUAACACUAUGCAACUUUGUACUUUGCGUAGCGGGGGAAAGAAACUAUUAUCUGACACACUGGUGCUAUUAAUUAUUUCAAAUUUAUAUUUUUGUGUGAAUGGUUUUUUGUUUUGUUUAUCAUGAUUAUAGAGUAAGGAAUUUAUGUAAAUAUACUUGCUCCUACUUCUAGUUGGCACUGUCCGUUCACGUCUUCGCUUGGUUCCUCUUCACUGGCAUAGCAUGCCUCUGUACCUCCUUCCCUUCCAUCUAGAACUCUGGAUCGCAUCAACUGUGCGGUGCUGUGCUCUCUGCCUGUGCUCACAGCAUGUCCCCUGUCUUAACAUGAGUGUCAGCCUGCUUUCCUCCUCACCCCAACUCAGGACAUUCCACUGCAGUCCUGAUAAUCCUAAGCUGCAGCCCCAUGUUGCUUAUAAUGCCCGCGCCGUAGUGGGAACACCAGCUUGACAGGGCACAGCAUGAUCAAGGGAGUUUCUCAAGGGACUCUUUGACACCACAAUGGCUCUGGCCAGGAACGAGCUGGGAAUGCCCUUUCUGGGAGUUCUUUGAGCCAGUGUCCUGAGGGAUCGUGGCCUGGCGUAGCGCUUUUAGGGUAUCAGGAAUAGCGCUGCUGCUGGACAGAGAGGUGCUGUGCACAGUUCUGGGGCUCCUUGGGGCGCACCGCAGCUUACCACGCGAGGUUGAGCCGGCCCGCCCUGCGGUGCUGGCUCCUCCUUUCAUGCCUCUUGUGCCCUCGCUGGAGCUGCAGCUCUGUCUUGCCAAGUUCUUACAUGCAUGUUUCCAGGCUAGGUCCUCUUGUUAAGUGGCUAUAUCCUAAUGCACAUUUGGUCCCAGUGGAGGAAAAUGACUAAAAAUAGACUACCAAGGGAUGUUCAAGCAAGCCUUGGUCCCUGGCGGGGCUUUUUUAUUUGGUUUUUUUUUUCCCCCUUUUCUAUUCCAUCUAUAUGGUAUAUUUUUAAACAGAAUUUUAUUUUUAAAAUGAAAAUUCUUUACCAAAUGAUGCCUUAACUACAGACCUGCAAUAUAGCCAUUGUUAUAUUGUACAGUUCCAUUUAUCUGUAUUUUGUGUAAUAAAAUUGACAGAAUGGCUGCCGCAGAAUGCUGGGUAUCACCAGGAUAGAUACUGUUCUUUUUCCCUGGAAUUUUUCCUUCCGAUUCUAACUGUGGCCCUUUUGUGUGUGCCUUCACGUUAGUUAUUAGCUAUUUGCCUUAACCUCUGCGGUCUUGCUCUCCAGGGUGUUUAAUAAAAUGCAACAUUUGGCAUUUUUUAUGUUUAAAAAAAAAAUCCAGUAUUUUAUUUAUAAUAAAAUCUGAAUAUUUGUAACCCUUUA